AUGUCUACCAAGCGCCCUACUGUCGAACUGGGCAAUGUCCUUGUGGUCGGGGGCUGUGGAUUCCUGGGCUGGCAUAUUGUCGAUCAAUUGCUCAACUUCCCCUCAGAGUCCGACCCCAGUGUCGCCCUCCCGAAACCGCAAGGAGACCCCCGAUUCGAUUACCCCAAACUAUCCGGUCGGUUUCCUCGGUGUGUCGCGAAAGUGUCAGUGGUGGACCUGCGGACCUCCAACAAUCGGUUGCCUGGAGCGGAGUACUACGAUGGCGACAUCACCUCGGUGGAGGACAUGCUCUCCGUCUUCCGCAAAGCCCGGCCCGAUGUGGUGAUCCAUACCGCGACCCCCAACGUCCUGGAAGGAAACAAGGAACUCUUGCGCAAGGUGAACGUGGACGGAACCAAGACCCUCUUGGAGGUCGCUGGUGGUGCUCGGGGAGACUGGGGCGGAAAGUGCAAGGCUUUCGUGUAUACAAGCUCCAGCUCGGUCGUGCACGACACGCAGAGCGAUCUGAUUAAUGUCAACGAGGAAUGGCCUUACAUCAGGGGCAGACAACAGCUGGAAUAUUAUUCGGAGACCAAGGCGGACGCCGAAGAGCAGGUCUUGAAGUACAACCGCGCCUCUCCCACCUCCAUGGUCACCUGCGCCCUCCGACCGGCCGGUAUCUACGGUGAAAAGGAUACGACUUUCACUUUCAAAAUCCUCGAACACUCCUCGAAGGCCUCCCCAACCGUCCUCCGCAUGCAGCUCGGCGAUAACAACAACCUGUUUGACUUCACGUACGUGGGUAACAUUGCGUACGCCCAUGUCUUGGCUGCCUUCCGCUUGCUUGCUACAAAGGCCCGUUAUGAUGCCGGACAGAGCGGCCCCCUGGACCACGAGCGUGUGGACGGAGAAGCCUUUAACAUCACCAACGAUUCCCCCGUGUAUUUCUGGGAUAUGACUCGCGCCGCCUGGGCGCUGACUGGCAAGGUUGUUGAGCCUCACCAGGUGUGGCAGCUUCCUGAGGGUCUCCUGGGAACCAUUGGUGGAGUCCUGGAGACAGUAAUGGGGAUCUUUGGCAAGACACCCCGAUUGACACAGCGGAUGGUUCGGUACUCGUGCAUGACUCGUUAUUAUUCGUCAGAGAAGGCGAAGUACCGGCUCGGAUACGAUCCCAUUGUUCCAGUGGACGAAGGCCUGGCUCGUGCAGUGGGAUACGUCGUGGAACGCGAACGUCUAGCAUCUGAGAAGAAGGGCCUGUGA
This is a messenger RNA of Aspergillus terreus NIH2624, 1239 nucleotides long. RefSeq names its product C-3 sterol dehydrogenase/C-4 decarboxylase. The transcript is spliced from 2 exons. NCBI's taxonomy places the organism in Eukaryota, Fungi, Ascomycota, Eurotiomycetes, Eurotiales, Aspergillaceae. Gene Ontology annotation, molecular function: 3-beta-hydroxy-Delta5-steroid dehydrogenase (NAD+) activity. The record is from RefSeq and is a predicted model, not a curated record. Gene Ontology annotation, biological process: steroid biosynthetic process. Bases 1 to 1239 code for a protein of 412 amino acids.